Marmota monax (woodchuck) is the source of this 7202-nucleotide messenger RNA. RefSeq names its product muscular LMNA interacting protein (gene Mlip). Bases 996 to 3986 code for a protein of 996 amino acids. Gene Ontology annotation, molecular function: transcription corepressor activity; lamin binding. The transcript is spliced from 14 exons. Gene Ontology annotation, cellular component: sarcolemma; PML body; nuclear envelope. NCBI's taxonomy places the organism in Eukaryota, Metazoa, Chordata, Mammalia, Rodentia, Sciuridae. Gene Ontology annotation, biological process: negative regulation of transcription by RNA polymerase II. The record is from RefSeq and is a predicted model, not a curated record.
UGUCAAGAAGUACUAUGUUAUUUGGAAUUGUUUUUCCCAUUUGUUAAUAUAAUUACUUGAAAUUAUUUUACUCAAAAUGUUUUCAUAAAUCCAGGCCUUUAGUAACUAUGAAAAAUGUUACAAGGCACAAUCUAGCUCUCUAAAGUAUAAUCUUCAUUCCUCCAUAGCCUUUGGUCUAUACCUAGUCCUUUAGACACCGUAUUUUUCACUGUCAAAACCCAAUAUAGAUAGAACAGAUUAGGAAAAAAUCAAUACUUGGAGAAAAUAGAAAUACUGAAAACCGAUGACUGCAAUCAAUUUCACGUGUGAAAUUUUGAGAUUUGUCUGUCUGCAGUCAAGAUACUCGCUGUCUUCCAGGAACUUUGGAAUGAAAUUUUUGUUUUGACAACUAUUUGAUUCCAAGGUUUAUUUUAGAGCUAAUUUUGUUAACAGCAAAACUUCAGUCACCACAGAUGCUCUAUAUCAUUGCCUGCACUUUAUACACCAAGGACUGAUAAUUGAACUUAUUGAUUCUUUGAAAUAUCACUGUGCUUUCUAGUUCUUUAUUUAGCACAGUGUUUGCACCUAUUUGUACCUCUAAAUGUUCUUUGUGAGUCUGACCAACUGAUCACUGAGAUUGGCAGAUGCUAGAGCCCUUUAGUCAGCUUCUCAUUGCUGCACAAUCUGGCUUCUCUUUUCCUUCACAGAAUAUAUAAUUGGAAACAUGCAUGACAAGAAAAGAGGGCAAACACAUAUAGGUGGUAAUUUUUUUUUUUUAUUUUUACUUCUACUGAUGCCAGUAUGACCUCUCAUGAAGUUCCAAAUCUAAAGAAUUGUCAAAGCAUAAAUCUGGUCUUUGGAUCGAAAAAAAAAAAAUUCAAUUCAGGGAGGAUUCUGCUUUACCUCUUUUUAAAAUUCCCUUUUUUUCUAUGUGAGUGUGUGUGUGUGUUGUUUUAGUAACAGGCUCUCUUCCCACCUCAGUCAUUGGUUUGCUCAGUCUCUUAUGUGAUGAAUCAAUGCUUCCAGAACAGGGGCUUCUGAGUGACUGCGGGAACAAUUACUUCCAAAUGAACUCGUGCAUCUUAGCAGGGAGCAUUCAGACCAUACCCCAGGUCUCUUCUGGUGAUUCUGAAGCUAAACCUCUGAUCUUCACAUUUGUCCCCACUGUCCGAAGAUUACCAACCCACAUUCAGUUGACUGACACUUCCAAAUUCCUUGUUAAAAUUCCCGAGGAACCAAGUGAUAAGAGUCCAGAAACUGUAAAUAGGUCUAAUUCCAAUGACUACCUGACCUUUAAUCGUGGGAGCCAAGAAGAGAGAAACCAAGGGACACUGACUUAUCCAUCAGAGACCAGUGGAAAGAGUAUACAAGGAAGGGUACUUGAAACAAACCAACCUCAAGGCAUGCAGCAAAGUGACCUCUUCAAAGCAGAAUAUGUUUUUAUUGUGGACUCUGAAGGGGAAGAUGAAGUUACAAGCAGAAAAGGCGAGCAAGGUCCCCCAGGGGGGACGGGCAACAUGGCUGCCCGGCCCAAGUCUCUGGCAAUCUCCUCCAGUCUGGUCUCUGACGUGGUGCGUCCCAAAAUAAGGGGCACAGAUCUCAAGUCCUCAUCAUAUUCUGAAAUUUCUCAUGGGAUGGCUUCUCAGCAAAAGCAUGGACAGUUAACUUCUUCUCCCACUACCUCUGAGCAGCUUGCCUGUAAACCACCUGCUUUCUCCUUUGUUUCUCCAACUAAUCAGAAAACACCACCUGUCCCAGCUAACCUCGAUGGAGCCUCUGUCCUAGAGGAGUUCCACACUAGGAGGCUGGAUGUCAGUGGGGCCCUGGUAGAAGAAACAGCUGCGUAUUUUCAAACGACUGCUCACUCUUCACCCUUUUCUGCAUCGAAGGGCGCCUCGUGGACAUUACCGUUUCCCCAUUCCACUCAACUGCCAGGUUCUAAUCUAUCCAGUCCAAGUGCAGCAGAUCAAAACCCUGGACUGGCACCUGAAGUUCUGAAGAAGACGACACCUUUAACCUCGAAUGUCCUUAGUCCCAGAGAAAGCCUGAAAACCACUUCUCCUUCACCUUCCUCCAGUGCUUCUCUGAAGUCGAAUUCAGCCUCCUACAUACCAGUCCGCAUUGUCAUGCAUUCACUCUCUCCAAGUCCGAAACCACUUACCUCCUCUUUCCAUGGCUCCUCUUCUACUGUUUGUAGCCAAAUGUCAUCUAGUGGAAAUCUUUCAAAGUCAGGGGUGAAAUCCCAGGUGCCCUCCCGGCUUUCCCUUCUCACUGCUAUCCUCAAGUCAAACCCUUCUCACCAAAGACCUGUGUCCCCUGCAUCCUGCCCCACCUUCUCCCUCAACUCCCUGGCCUCCUCCACUCUCGCCCUUGACCAAAAAGUAAAGCAAACCACACUCACACCUAAAAAAUCUCUCUCAAGUUGCUCCCUGAGAGCCCAGUCUCCAGCGCAAGCAGAACACCAGGUUUCUGAGCUGGCCCAGCAAUCCUUCCACCUCCCUUUCUUCACCAAGUCUACUCCCACCUCUCAGGUGUCCUCCCUCUCUCCUACUACACCUGUCAAGUGCAGCCUUGUUUCUAUGAAUGUAGACAAAACACCGUCUCCUACUUCUUUGAAGAGUGGUACAAUGCUCUCCCCGAUACAAACCAAUGCCUCUAGUUUUGCAGAUCUUCCUCCUGUCCCACCAAGCUCUUCACUUUCUUCUUCAAAGAACAAACAGGAUGGGGAUCUCAGAGGUUCAGAGAAUCCCAGGAAUACAUACACACACCCUUCUACAUUAGCCUCAUCUGCAUUAUCUUCUGUAUCUCCUCCUAUUAAUCACAGCACCAUGCCCUCCUCUCCAGAGAAAUGUUUCCAUCCAUCCCCAGCCCUUUCAAACCUGAUAGACAGAUCCCAAAGAGCAUCAUAUAAACCAUCAGGCCAGGGGCUGAAUCCUUCAGCUCUUUCUUCACCUGCUCUCUGCAGUGCUGGCUGUGCCUCUCUUCCCAGCUUGGGGUCCUCCUCAGUCCCACCUGCUGCUCUGCCCACCCCUGCACUACAGCUCAGUCCCUCAACACUGCAACCAAAUUGUGGCAGUGGUUCAUUGCCUUCAAGAAUGAUGAAAUCUGAAAGCACAAAAUCCAACCACACGGCACCCGUUUCAACACCAUCAAUACCCAUCUCUCUAACAAGAACCAAGGAGCUGAUUUCACCUUGUGCAUUGUCCCUGUCAACAGGCCCCGAAAACAAGAAACCCAAGCAAUACAAGACCAAGUCAAGUUACAAGGCUUUUGCAGCAAUUCCUACAAACACAUUACUUUUGGAACAGAAGGCACUAGAUGAACCAGCCAAGACUGAAAAUGUGUCCAAGGACAGCACAUUAGACCUUCCUGUGGAGUUUUGUUAUCCUGCACAGCUCAGGCAGAAAACUGAAGAGCUCUGUGCUACCAUUGAUAAGGUCUUGCAGGAUUCCUUGUCUAUGCAUUCUUCUGAUUCUCCUUCAAGGUCCCAUCAGACAUUGUUGGGUUCUGAAACAAUCAAAACUUCUACAACUCUUCCAAAAGCAGCUGGUAGAGAAACCAAAUAUGCAAAUCUCUCAUCACCAUCCUCUACAGUGUCUGAGAGUCAACUGACUAAGCCUGGAGUAAUUCGCCCAGUACCUGUAAAAUCCAAAAUAUUACUGAAAAAAGAAGAGGAAGUCUAUGAACCCAACCCUUUCAGUAAAUACUUGGAAGAUAACAGUGACCUCUUUUCUGAACAGGAUAUGACAGUGCCUCACAAGCCUGUUUCGCUCCAUCCUUUAUAUCAGACUAAACUCUAUCCUCCUGCUAAGUCCCUGCUGCAGCCUCAGACCCUCCCACAUGCUGACUGUCUUACCCCAGGACCCUUCAGUCAUUUGUCCUCCUUCUCACUGAGUGAUGAACAGGAGAAUUCUCACACCCUCCUUAGUCACAACGCCUAUAAUAAGCUGAGUCAUCCAAUGGUGGCUAUUCCUGAACAUGAAACUCUCGAUUCCAAAGAGCAAUGAAGUUGGAGCAGAAAUGAAAACAUGGGCUGCAGAAGUCUUUUGGAGUGCUGGUGCUAACCACUUGCUAGGUUUAAUUCUUAUUUUUUUCAGAAUGAGUGCUCCCUUUAUGAGCAGCAGAGGAACUAAGAAAAUUUUGCUGCAGACAUACACCAUUGCAGCACUCUACUAAACCCAGCAUAGGAAAGAUUCACCUGCAGCUUCUCACAUCCCUGCCCAAGCCUUUGAUGCCUUCUAUUAAGCUGACAGCAAUACUAACUUUCCCUAUAGUUAGCAGGCAAAAUAAAGAAGAAUCAUGAGUAAAUAGAAGAAUGGCUGCGACUGUUUUUUCAAUACUAGUUUUAUUUAAUCCAUAUACUAUUAACCGAAUCAGGUUUUAUUCCUUUUGCUUCAUUUUUCACAUGUUUGGAAGAAAAGAAGAAACAUGUUUUGUUUUAUUUUUAUUUUUUGCAAGAGUUCCUGCCUACUUUCAGGGGAUGCUUGUUACAUGGGUUCAUUGGGGAGAUUGUGGACAUGAUGAAGUAGUUAUUUCACAUAACAUGCUGCUUGCUUGUAUCUUUGGAGUGCUGUGUUGUUGGGACAGACUAUGUACCAGGGACAGCCCCGAGAAGAUGAUCAUGAUGUUGCUGGAGUGUCUCUACUAUCUCUCUGCCUGCUGCCAUGGGGUUCUUCUGCAGGCUACUGCAGAGUCAGAUUGUUCUCAUACUCUUGGGAACAGCAAAGACCAUAGAGCAAACCCACACUCUUAUUACAGUCAUGGGAGCCCACCAGAGACACACCAAUACCCACCAUAUUGGCCAGGUCCCAUUGUUCCCCAGUUGUCAUCCUUAGUAGUUGGUCUAGUUGGUCUUUGCCUCCUCUGGUGAUUUCCUUCUCCACCCAUCCUGGAAACCCAGGAUAACACCCACUAAAGAAGAAUCCAUAGCAGUUUUGCACAUGACUCAUGUUCCUUUGGAGCCAGCUCUGAGCCACUGUUCCUUAGACCACUGUUUUGGCAAUCCAAUUGUCCUGCCAGGAGAGUUUCCUACAGAGAAAGCAACUGGGUUCUUUUGUUCUCCCAUAUCCUUUUAAGAACAUCCCAUUAUCAGCCAUGAGUUGGCACCUGGAGAGAUAAAUCUCCUCUGUUGGUGUUAGGAGGACAAUGAGUCACAGGAAAGCACUCUACUUGAGUUUCUUGGCUCAAACAACAACUACUCCUCCACCAACCUUCUAAAAUGUGUGAAGAAUCACCUUAGGUUACUAAUAAUUAUCUCUAAUGUUUACUGUGCUCUUAUUAUGCACCAGACACCACAAUAAGUGCUUUACAUGAAUAUUAUCUUACAAGGGGGAGCAAUAUCAUUGUUGAUGUUUAUAUUUGUGAAAACAGAUACCUCCAAAUGCUUACAUCAAGCUAGUAUGUGGCAGAGACAAAAUUCAAAUCCAGGUAAUCUGGUUCCAAGACCAAGAUAUUUAAUCAAUUAUUAGUUUUUUUCAUUCGUUCAUUUUUGGACUUCAUGUGUAAAAGGUGAGUUGAACACACUCCCUAGCUCAUAGCAGAUUACUGUUUGGGUGUACUUGAUGAUUAUUAUUUAUAACAAUUUUAUCUUCUUUUCCUUGCUGUAGGAACACAUUCUUAUGUGUUUAAUGUUUAUCUUUUGCUUAUAUGUUUUGAAGGUGUGCAUUGUUCUGUUUGCAUAUAUAUUUAAUAAAUGUAAAUGGCAUUGCUUUUGCUUAUGUUGUUUCUUUUUUUCUCCACACUCAGCACUGUUUAAAGCUCUACACAGAUUGCUUCCUCAGAGAUGCAUGUUGCGGUCACAUUAUGUUUCACUUAUUCACCUGCCCAGCUUUGGUCUCAUAGGUCUCCGUAUUAUACAAACUGGUUUGAUGCAUAUUGUUCUGUGUGCCAGUUUGUGGAUCUUUAUGAGGGUUUAUCUGCAAUGUAUACUUAGGACUAGGCGUGUUUCAUAUGAAAGCAUACAUGCACUUCAUUUCACUAAAUCCUCCCAGAUUGCUGUCUAGAGAUACAACCAUUCUCGUUUCCACCAGAAAUGCAUCAGGGAUAUAACAUCUUCGAAUCCCUUUCCAUCUUUGAAUGUCUGAACUUUGCAAUGUUCAACCACACCAUCACUGAAAGCAGCUCUUAAGAUGGGAUUUUGUUUAAAGGUAGCACCCUAGUCAUCCUAAGUUUUCAAAUUCUCCAAUGCUUCGAUACCUUUUAAGUGCAAUUAUUAGGUAAGUAUUCUCUCUUUCAUUGAUGAAAACCUUGAGCCUGAAAUGUUCUUUGAGUCAACACAUCAGUGGAUGAUGAACCUAACAUAAGACUUUUGGAUUCCCCUGCUAUGGUAAUUCUUUAAUAAAGAAAAGAGCUGCAUCAGAAUACUGUGUUCUAAUUUAUUUUAUUUUUUCAAUUUAUUGUUAAAGAUCAGAGUCUUAAAGCAUGAAGAAAGGAGGGACAAGUAUUGGUUAUAGGUAGAAUAUGGGACAAGAGAAUGAGCUGUUCUGGGGUUCUGAGCAUGUUAAAGUACAACGGAUUAUUUUUGAGGAAGAAAGAGAUGGGAAAAUGUAGUAUGGAAUAUACAAAUAUUGAGACCAAGUCUCUAUUUGGAUUCACCAGGAAACUUACUCUAAGACAAGAAUUUGACUAAGCAGUUAUUUGGGAAGAGAUCACCAGAAGAACACAGCUAUGGGAUUGAAGAAGGGUCCUAUAAUAUAGCCACUUACUAAAAUGGGCAACUGGAGCUAAUUUCCACUGAGGGAUUUGAAGACACAGGUUGAAUGAGCGUGCAUCAGAGUUCAACUUAGAGGAAAGAAAAUUGGGGUACUUAUUCUAAAAAUUAACUAUUAACCUUUGCAUUGUUAUGUCCUUCUCUUUGGAAUAUUUUUUUUUAAUUUGGAAAAAUAUUUUAUUAUUCAUGUGCAAUGGGACUUGUUAUUUUAUUGUUAAACUUUAAUUUGAGGAAAUGGGUAAUCUAUUGAAUAUUGUUCUUUAUAUUUUUUAAGUGCAGGACAAAAAAGCUAAUUAAUAGCUUAAGUAGGAAGGGGGAUAUUCUCAGAAUAUCAUCUAUUGGGCAAGAAGAAAAUUCUGCAAGUAAGAAAGAGAGUAAAAAUCUUUCUAAUGUGGACUGCUGUAGAUUGCCACAUUGGAAGUCUUUAUCUAUUAAAAAUUAAAUCAACUGUGUGAGAGAAUAAGUUGGUGUGCAGGGAGAAAACAUUGUUUUGCUUCGAUGAAGCCCAGAGGCC